CCCCCUGCAAGAGAUCUCGCACUCACCCAGCCAAGAUCCCCCUCCUCUCCCUCCCUCCAAUGGCGAACGCAUGGAGGAGGGACAAGCAGCCCCAGUUCCUCUCCUCCAAGUUCCUCUGCCUCCUCUUCUCCUCCUCUCUCCUCCUCCUCAUCUUCUACUUCUUCUCCGUCCGACCCGCCAACCCUUUUCCCAAUACCGCCCCUACCCUCUCCCCCAAGUCCCGCUUCUCCUCACCCUCCGCCAUCUCCCCCUUCGACUGCUCCGCGUCGCCCCAGGCUCACCCCGUGAUCGCCAACGUCGUCGAGGGCGUCAAGCACCGUUUCCUCUACUCCCUCUCCGACUUCGGGUCCCUCCCCGACAAGCCCCACAAGAACAUCGUCCGGACCCUCAAGGGGAAGGCCUUCCGGCGGCCCGACAUAUCGGUGACGGUGCAGGAGCUGCUGGAGGGGUUCCGAGGCGAGGGCAGAGAUGGGUUUUUCGUGGACGUGGGCGCGAAUGUGGGGAUGGCCAGCUUCGCCGCCGCCGCGAUGGGGUUCAGGGUUCUGGCUUUCGAGCCGGUUUUCGAGAACUUGCAGAGGAUUUGUGAUGGGAUUUGGAUGAAUCGGGUUGGGGAGCUGAUGGAUUUGUUCGAGGCCGCUGCGUCGGAUAGGGUUGGGAACAUCACAUUUCACAAGUUGGUUGGUCGGCUCGACAACAGUGCUGUCUCAGCGGCCGGUGCCAAAUUGGCAUUCAAGUCCAAUGAAGAAAUAGAACUUCAAGUAAGGUCCAUCCCACUGGAUGAAGUGAUACCGGACUCAGAACCCGUGCUUCUCAUCAAAAUUGAUGUUCAGGGCUGGGAGCAUCACGUUCUGAAGGGGGCCGUGAAGCUGCUGUCGAGAAAGGCAGGCGAGGCACCAUAUUUGAUUUAUGAGGAGGACGAACGGUUGUUGCAGGCAAGUAACAGCAGUUCCAAAGAGAUUCGAGAAUUUCUUCACUCUGUUGGGUAUCGUCAUUGCACCCAGCAUGGUACAGACGCGCAUUGCACCAAGAAAAGCUGAUAGUGGAUUAAUUAAACCCUAGCCUUGUUGACGGAAGAUCACUGAAUCAAGCAUGAAAAGGGACAGUUCUUUAGCAGACUUAUUUGUGAGAGUUUUGCCUGUAAGAGCUACCCUCGGACAGAAUUUCCACUCAGUUCCUAGAUGGAGAAUUAGAUUUGGAAUGUGUAAUGAGACACAGCCGUCCAUUGAAGGAGCCAGUUAUUGAGCGAGGAAGCACAGAUACUUUAUGGUUUUCUUGUCGAGUAUAGUUAGGGAUGGAUCUGUUUCUGUUGGAUCCCCAACACCCAAUUUGUUAUCAUGUUCAUUUAUUGCAAUUCAUACUUUGUAUUUGUAACAAAUGACCUUGCGAUGUACGAGCGAAUGCAGAAUUAAUUGUUGGCCAGACCUUACAGAGGCAUAUUCGACACCUUUUCACUUGUAGCCUGGUUUUUCCUGUGAUUUUAUUGCUCCAUGAGAAUGAAGCAGUUUGACCACAAUUAGAAUGUACUUACUGGUAGUCUGGUUUAAUUGGUGAAGUAUGUAUACAAAUUGACAGUUUCAUGGUU
Molecule: messenger RNA, 1582 nt
Organism: Syzygium oleosum
Lineage: Eukaryota; Viridiplantae; Streptophyta; Magnoliopsida; Myrtales; Myrtaceae
Exons: 2
Coding region: 60-1037 (325 amino acids)
Source: RefSeq, a predicted model, not a curated record